This is a messenger RNA of Monomorium pharaonis (pharaoh ant), 972 nucleotides long. RefSeq lists its product as uncharacterized. The transcript has 6 exons. Bases 29 to 832 code for a protein of 267 amino acids. The record is from RefSeq and is a predicted model, not a curated record. Lineage: Eukaryota; Metazoa; Arthropoda; Insecta; Hymenoptera; Formicidae.
GGAGGAAUGGAUUGUUAAACAAAAAGAUAUGGAAGUAACUAUUGCGGCAUUACAGAAAGAAGUACAAACAUUACGCCGAUUAAAUAUUGAAUUGCAGGAAGCUGCAAUCUUAAAAGGAAAAGAAAUCCAAAAUUUCAAUGAAGGCAACAAUUUAAAUGUGGUUACAGGAAACAACCUAACAGUGUUAAAUAAACAUCCGGCAGUUGGUUAUAUAACGCCUGAUAAUAAAAGCAUUCAUCUUGGAUAUGGCGAAUACUUGCCCAAAACUGCAUAUGUUGCAGCUGCUUGCGAUUGCAGAAGGUCUGCAAUUUUUGUUCGGCAAAUCGCGAUUUGUCUGUUUUCUUUGGAGACGCUUUUAAACAGCACUGUAACAGGCAAAGGAAGUAACCGAAAUAGAAAUUCUAAAAAGCCGGAAAAUGCCUUAGAUUGCAACAAAAUUUUAGCGAUUAAAGCUAUAUACUAUCAUUAUUUAACGGUUGAAAAACAAAUUCCAUCAGCAGAGGCGGACAAAUUGGUGGAAAAAACUAGAAAUAUUUUAGCUAAAUUUAUAUCUUCCUUAAAAGAUUCGCAUACAUGUACUACAGAAAAAGAAACUCAUGCAAUGGAUGAGGUUCUCAAUUCAGAAGAAGAAUUGGACAUCGAACAAAACAUUGAGCAAAAUGUUGAAUCGAAUAUUCAACGGGACACUGAUGAAUCGAACAUCGACCCGUUAAGAAUAGAAGAAGCUGCACAAGUGCCUAAUGAGGAGACAUCUACAUCGAAUGAAAAUGACAACGAUCCGGACUUUGCUGUCCUUAUCCCAGCCGAGUCAUCAUACAGUGAUUCUGAUUAAACCGUGAAGGUUUUGGGACAUUUUAAUGUCAAGAGUCAAAAUUAUAUUUAUAUUUAUUAUAAAUAUUAAGUGUUUUUAUUUAACAUUUUAUUUUUACAUUUUUUAUUUUUACAAGUAUCUUUUGUUUAACUUUAUCUGAU